Messenger RNA from Lucilia sericata (common green bottle fly), 873 nucleotides. RefSeq names its product biogenesis of lysosome-related organelles complex 1 subunit 6 (gene Pldn). The transcript is spliced from 5 exons. Lineage: Eukaryota; Metazoa; Arthropoda; Insecta; Diptera; Calliphoridae. Gene Ontology annotation, cellular component: extrinsic component of membrane; BLOC-1 complex; transport vesicle. Gene Ontology annotation, biological process: intracellular transport. The record is from RefSeq and is a predicted model, not a curated record. The coding region runs from base 134 to 709 and encodes 191 amino acids.
UUAAUGGUUUUUUAUUGUUUACAUUUUUUCUAGUUUUUAUUUGUAAAUUUUGUUAAUUAACUUUCUAAAGUUAAAAUUUUUGUUAAUUUUUUAUCAUAAUUCCUUAGGAAAUAUUAAAGAAAAUAAACCAAAUAUGUUGAAAAGUAAUAAUUUUAAGAGUAUUGCCGAUGAUUUAACAGCAUUUAGUACAACAGAAAAUGUGGAACAAUUAAGACGUUCCAGCUUGGAACAAACAACAAAUACAAUAUUACAAGACCAACCCUCACUAAAUAACAAUAAUAUAAAACAGUCUAAUGUUAAAGCAGCUAUUGCAAAUAAUGACAAUUCUCAAACAGAAGCCACCACCUCCCUAGCGGCUUUACAACUUUCAGCCGGAGUGCUGCAAUCAUAUGCACCUCCCAUAGCCAAGGCUAGAGGACAACUUAAGGAAUUAAUACAAAAACAAAAUAAAAUCUAUAUUGAUUUAUCGGCGGAAAAGUUUAAACUGGACAAUGCUGAGGUUGCCAAAUUACAGGAUAUGAUGAUUAAUGUUAAAGUGUGCAGAGAGAAAUUGUUAAAAAUUAAAAAGCACAUGCAGAAUAUCUAUCAGCGUACGAAAGUAUUAAAGAAAAGAGCCAUAAAUAUACAAACAUGCAAAGAAAAAGAAUUACAGCGUAAAUUACAAAAACAGCAGCAGGAAGAAUCUUUAAUUGGUAAAAUAAACCAAUAGUAAAAGUUUUUUUUUUUUCAUAUAAAAAUAUUUAAUUUAGAUAAAUAAAUCUAAAAUGUAUAAAUGUUAUUCAUUACUUUUUUUUAAUAUAAUAAACUUAUAACAAAUAUAUUUUAUUUUCUUUAAAUAAUUAAUUAAUUUUUUGUAUAAUUUUUAAAUUUAUU